AAUAUAGAUGUUAUACAAGCGCGCAAUUAAUACAAUCAUUAACAUCGAUACGGUAAUUGAUAUUUAAAAACGAAUGAUAGAGUUUAACUGAUGGAAUAUUAAAUAUACCAUCAGUGUAACGUGUGCAGACUGAUAGAAGUACUAAAAUCAAACAAACCAACAUGAUCAUUCAAUCUAUCUUCAUACAAACUACAUUUUGGUGGUCGCUAUCGACGAUAGUCGGCUGUAUCCCGAUGGAGCAAGCGAGCGAUCGGAGGAUAACCGUAGACAGCGUUCCGCUUCCUGACAUUCCGAUGGCCAGCGAAGAGAGCGUUCACAUGCUAACGGCCGUCCGGUUCCCACCGCCAGCACUGUUCUUUGCCAAUCCCGACAAGAAAUGGUCGCUGGGCGAUUUUGAAAAAGCUGAUCAGGUCACGACUUAUUCGGUCACUGACGAUUUGACAGAGACACAGGACCAACAAGACGCAUACCUACAACAGGACCCGGUCACUACCGUCGAACCAGAAACGGAAGCAGAAGUUGAGACGACCACCAUAGCGACCGCAGUCGACGGAUUGGUAGAUGAACUAAAGCAGACGGCCAGUGACGGACACGUAGAAGGUUUGCAGCCAACUGUUGACGAACACGUAGAAAGUUUGCGGCCUACUGACGACGGACACGCAGAAAAUCAUCAGUUAACCGAUGACGGACUCGUGGAAAGUCUACAGCCUGCCAGCGACCGACUAGCAGACAGUCGGCCUACUUCCGCCGAUCGGCUCAUCGUCACGCCAAAACAACAACAACUACCGGUGCGUAUCGUGAACCAACGGCCGGCAAACCGUUGGUCGGAAAAGCGGUGGACAGCCUCUCGAGACCGAUUACGACGCCCGGCAGCAUCGGAACACAAUCGAUCGCAAUUCCGGACGAUCGUUCUAACCAGCCGACCGCUUCCGGUGCCCGGCGCCGAUGUACGAUUUCCCGAAGUCGAGUACGCGGUAGCUAGUCUUGGCGAUCGAAAGAACUUGCACGAUUUCCACCAACAAUAGUACACAUACGGUAAUAAUGGUAAACUGUGAGUCCGAUUACCACACUAUCGUAUUGUACAGAGCAAACCACAUAUUUUGCUGCAGGCCGACAAAAGUUACGGGUUUCUACAAUAAUAUUGUGUUGUGAGUUGAUAA
Molecule: messenger RNA, 1160 nt
Organism: Melanaphis sacchari
Lineage: Eukaryota; Metazoa; Arthropoda; Insecta; Hemiptera; Aphididae
Exons: 2
Coding region: 162-1025 (287 amino acids)
Source: RefSeq, a predicted model, not a curated record